Messenger RNA from Paralichthys olivaceus (Japanese flounder), 1246 nucleotides. The record is from RefSeq and is a predicted model, not a curated record. NCBI's taxonomy places the organism in Eukaryota, Metazoa, Chordata, Actinopteri, Pleuronectiformes, Paralichthyidae.
GCAAGGAUUUACCAUGGAAUUAAAACAGUUUACUUUCAAUCCAAAGGAAGGAAUUGAUAAUCCAGCUCUAGUGAUCACUGAUGAUCCAGAAGCGGAUCAGAAUGUGGUGCCCAGACUGUGCCAGCUGAAGCGUCUAGAGGGACAGAGCUUUGGCUUCUACCUGCGGAUGGACCGGAGCAACUGUGGAUUUGAAAUCAGAGAUGUGGAGCCAUGGAGUCCUGCAGAGUGCAGUGGCCUCAAAAACAGAGACAGAGUGCUGGAGGUCAACGAUGAAUAUGUGGGCAACAUGGACUUGUACAAGUUGGUGAGGAAGAUCCAGUCAUGUGGCUUACACCUGUUUCUGCUAGUGUUGAGGAGAACAGAGUAUGAACAGGCAGUAUCUAUGAGUGUGGACCUGAAGAUGCUGGCCAAGUACUUCAAAGGUGACCACUGGUCCAGACCCAGACUAUGUCACAUUUGGAGACAUCCAGAGUAUGGCCUGGGGAUGACCAUCAACCCUCUGGAAGGUCAGAAAGGCCAGUACACUGUGAGCACAAUGACUGAUGGUCCAGCAGAGAAAGCUGGUGUCUGCACUGGAGACAGACUGAUCUGGAUCAACGGAGUCCUUGUGUCAACGCUUACAUACUCCUCUCUCAGCAAAACUGUGAGGAAGAGUGGAGACUCAGUGACAGUGCUGGUCACUGACAGUUUGAGUGAAGCCUGCUAUGUGAGGAGGAGGAUGCCCAUCCUGCCUGUAGUGGCAAAAUGCAAUUGCCUCCCCCACUAUGCCAAAACCAUGUACCUAGCUAAAGGACCCAAUGGAUAUGGCUUCCUGCUGAGACAAGAAAAGCUUGUAGCCAUGCAUUUGACAGCAGAGACCUGGAACACAUCCAACUUCCUCUUUUUUCUGGAGUUGGAAAAAUACGCUUUUUCAGCUCAGCUCACGAUUUCUUCUAAGAUGUUUUACGGCAAGAGAAGGGAGAAUGUUGUCACGCCAGCCCACCCUGCCAUCAGCAAUGAUGACGAGGAUGAAGAUGACGAUGUGGCAGACCCUGUGUCCCACCCGACCACAACGUGGACAUUCCAGGCCCAAGCGACAGUGACAGUGACAGCGACAGUUACAUUAAUGAUGAUCAUGAUGAUGAUAAUGAGCAGCCAGCACCACAAGCCAAGAGGCCCAGCAAACCCAGUAAGUCAGCAGCCAGGCCAAUCCACUCAAGUCCAUCAAGGAGAUGGAGAAAAGGGCUGUCCCUCAUGGUACAUGUGA